CCUGGUAAAUAGAGGUGUUUAUUUAGAGCAGCAGCCUGGGAGACACUGUUCUAUUACAGCAGCCUUUCUGCUAAAGGAAGCAAGCAUAUCACCUACCCUCUGGUAAUGUGAUUUGAAGAUGCCAGCCCCUUGGCAAAUAUGCUGUGAUAAAAAGUCCAGAACUAGAAAUGCAAAAGCUGAAAUGGACAAUAUGGCAGAGACAAGUGAAAAAAUGCAGAUGAAAAAAGAAAUCACGUUACUAAAUGGAGUUUCCUUAAUUGUAGGGAACAUGAUUGGCUCUGGCAUAUUUGUAUCACCCAGAGGUGUUUUAAUGUACAGUGCUUCCUAUGGACUCUCACUCAUCAUCUGGGCACUUGGUGGGAUUUUUUCCCUGUUUGGAGCUUUGUGUUACGUUGAACUGGGAACAUCCAUCGUGAAAUCUGGAGGCAGUUAUGCCUAUAUUCUUGAGGCAUUUGGGGCCUUUGUGGCCUUCAUCAGACUCUGGUCUUCCUUGCUAAUUAUUGAACCAACAACUCAGGCAGUGAUAGCAAUCACAUUUGCUAACUAUAUUGUUCAGCCAAUUUUCCCCCAUUGUGAACCGCCGUAUGAUGCAGUCAGGUUGAUUGCAGCUGCAUGUAUAUGUUCCUUAACGUUAAUUAAUUGUGUUAAUGUAAAGUGGGGUACCCGUGUACAAGAUGUUUUCACAUAUGCAAAAGUUAUGGCUCUUAUCUUGGUGAUAUCUGUUGGUCUUUACAAAAUUGGUAAAGGGGAAACGGAAAACCUGAGAGCUCCAUUCGAGGGCUCAGCAACAAACCCAGGGAUGAUCGCCCUGGCUCUCUACUCUGCCCUCUUCUCCUACUCAGGAUGGGACACACUCAACUAUGUCACCGAGGAAAUGCAGAAUCCUGAGAGGAACCUACCUCUUUCUAUUGCAAUUUCAAUGCCUAUUGUAGCUAUUAUUUACUUAUUGACUAAUGUAGCAUACUAUGUAGUGUUGGACAUGUCAGCUCUCCUCACAAGUGAUGCCGUGGCUGUGACAUUUGGAGGUGAAACCCUUAGUCAUGCCAAGUGGAUAAUUCCUAUAGCAGUGGCCAUGUCUUGCUAUAGUGGCUUAAACUCAUCAAUUAUUGCAGCAUCUCGGCUUUUCUAUGUUGGAGCCAGGGAAGGACACCUCCCUGUCAGUCUGAGCUUGAUUCACGUUAAGUGCUUCACACCCGUCCCUGCUCUCCUGUUCAAUGGCUUAAUGACUUUGCUUUAUCUACUUGUGGAAGAUGUUUUCCUCCUUAUUAAUUACUACUGCUUCAACUACUGGCUCUUUGUGGGUUUAUCUAUUGCAGGACUAAUAUAUUUGAGAUAUACUCAACCACAUAGACCACGGCCUGUUAAACUUAGCCUCUUCUUCCCUAUAGUAUAUUGUCUAUGUUCCCUAUUCCUGGUUAUAGUGCCUCUCUACAGUGAUACAAUCAAUUCCCUAAUUGGUGUUGGUAUUGCCCUCUCAGGCAUACCUGCAUAUUAUUUGGGAGUCUAUCUGCCAGUUGAAAAACGACCUAAAUGUCUACUGUGGCUCUCUGCUACAACAACGAAGUAUGUUCAGAUGCUCUUCUACUGUGCUCUGUCAGACCUGGACAUAGACGUGGAGCCCACAGCAGCCAAGAGUAAAUAGAGUUUCCUCAGUGUUGAGAAUUGUGCCUUGAUAUCUCCUAUCUGGAACAAUUUUUAUCAUCUGAAGUUCUCCCCAAAUGUUCAGUCAUACUGGAGCACUAAGCACUGUCCUGUGCAUCAGUCUGAUGCCAGUUAAGUUGUGAUGGUUUUACAAAACACUAUGUUUUCCAGGAUUUCUUUGUAAAAUUCUGUUUGUUAAUAGUGAGUUAUCAUGUGACAUUUUGAAGCUAUAAAGCAAUUACUGAACAUUUAUUAGUAGUUAAGUGCUAAAUAUUAAAGGCAAAAGAAAAGUAAAAAAUAUUAGAUCAGAUCUUUGAAAGACUCAAAAACUGAGUUUGAAAGCAGAAACCAUAGUGUUCAUCUAAAAAUAUAGCUAAAUUCUUAGCCAAAGUGAAAAAAAUAUAUAAUUCUUGCUGGUAGACAUGCUUUAAGUCACUGUAAUAUUCAUGUUAAAGUAUCCUAAUGCAUAGUUCCUGGCAUACAUAGUUUACCAAAAGCAGACAACCAAAGGGUUUGGUCAUUUAAGCUAAGUGUGAGAAAUUCUAAUUUGAUGACAGUCCACAUUCAUUACUCAUUUGUAGGAAAGGUAUUUCCAACAAACAAAUGAUACCAUUGUACAGAAGUACUUUUGCUUUCCAGCAGAACAUUCUGCCAUGGCACAGAAGGCACUGAGUCACAUUCCAGCUAGUGUAUAUUCAGGGAAAACACUUCACCUUCUCAGACUGUCCUUUGCUUGCUUAGAAGUAUAAGAAGUGUGAUCCCAUUAAUCAUACUGAUUUUUCCACAGCAGAACUUACUCAAGAAAUUCACAAGAACAAAUUAAAAACUGACAUUUUUCAAAAUUCCUUGAGCCCCUUCCUAACCCUUGAGACCUCAGCAGUUUCUGCUGGACAAUGUAACCUGCAGCUCUCCUACUGAGCACACAGGGAGCCUCUGGAUGGGUCUUCACACCACACAGGUGCCUGGUGCACAGACACUUGCAAUGGACAAGUGGUCCAUUGGACCACAUCAGUGGGUGCCAUGAAAGAAAAGGGCAGUUAAGAACUAGGGAUGUUCUCUUGAAUGCUGCAUUUUUCAGGGUGACACACAAGAAUGAGCAACUAGUCCUAAUUCUUGGCCUCCUGAAAUGGAAAAUCUAAUAAAUGUUGUUAGGAAACCAGUCUUGCAACCUAGACCUUCAAAUUCUUCAGCUCUAAUGGUUUGCUGAUAUGCAGUACCAUGCACAAUCCUUGUUGGCAAGUCAUACCUCCUUUCUGGUUUUAUAUUUAAAUGUAACAUAUAUUGUUCCUAAUUUGAAUUUCACCAUUCCUCUUCAAUUAACCUUAACUAAGGUAAUUUAAUCUUAUAUAAGCCCAUGUAGCUUCUAAAACUGUUGUGUAUUAUUGAUGUCUGCUCAGAGAAAGAGCAGUGGAACAGGCAAUUUUUACUAUUUAAGCCUCUCUUCACUCCCUCCCCACACUGCAAAGUCAUUUGGAAGAUUGUAAUUUCAUGCAUCUGGGGUGUAGUUUAGUUUGCUCAGCUCAGAACCACGUACUCUUCACACUCAACACACGUCUCUGGUACAGUAUAGCACCACUGUGAUCCUGCCCUAUGAUUGCAGAAAUUCUGCAUUUUCACCUCAUCUCUUACAAAGCACUGGUUGGUGACAGAGCUGUGGUCCAGAGACAAAGAGAGAGUACAAACCCUCCAGCACAAAGCUGACCCUCUGCCUCCACAGAGUUCAAAGUCAUGCUGGGUACUGAGCCAUGUCACACCAAGACAGCACUGUACCAUCCUCUGAAGUUUUCCAAUGCAGGACCAAAGUUUCUAAAUUAUUUGGGUCACCUGAGGUGACAUCUUAGGUGGUAACAAGCAGGCAUUACAGGAAUGCAAUAAGAGCUAUGAAAUAUGAACAUUUCCAAACAGAACUCUGAGCUGAGAAACUCCUUUCAUUGUCAGUUCUUUGCCAAAACCUUUUUUUGGCACGACUCUGUGCAUUUGUUCUGGCUGGGGUAGAGUUAAUUUUCCCCACAGCAGCCCUCAAGGAUGUGCUUUUCAUUGCUGGCUGGAAAGGUGUUGAUAACACACCAGUGCUUUGGCUAUUGCUGAGCAGUGCUGGCACAGCAUCAGCGCUGUCUCCACAACAUUCCACUCCCCAUCAGUAGGCUGGGAAGAUCCUGGGAGGGGACACAGCUGACCCAAAUUAACCAAAGGGGUUUUCCAUACCGUAUGACAUCAGCUUAGAAAAGCAGGAGGAAGGUGGGGCAUUUGUUGGUUUCAAAGUUUGCCUUCUGGAGAAAUCACUACCCAUGCUGAAGCCCCACUUCCCAGGAUGUGGUUGGACAAUGCUCUCUGAUAAAAAAUAAAGAUUAAAAUUAAUUUUAUCCCUCUUUGUUUGUGCACACACAAACUUUUUCUUUUGCUUUAGUAAACUACUUUAUCUCAACCUACAAGUUGUUUUCUAUCUUAUUUUCUCUUCCCUGUCCCAUUGAGAAGGGGGAGUGAUGGAGCAGAUCCAUGGGCACUGGGAAUCCAACAAAGGUCAACUCAGCACAGCCUUUUGACUUUCUGGGCAUGAUGCACAAGCCUUUGUUUUGUUUCUGGACAGAAGAAAAGUAAUAGAUACAAGUUUAUAAAUGUAAAUAAAAGUACUGAAAUCUCUGGAUGUUGGAAUCUCAGAAAUGUUAAUGUGAUUGUUGAUUUUUCACUCCUUACAAAUAUAAGUUAUUGUCAAAUAUCUAAAGCAAGUCAUAGAUGCUGAAAGUGUUUAGACAAAUAAACAUUUGAUUCUUGGCAAAUGCUA
This is a messenger RNA of Parus major (Great Tit), 4423 nucleotides long. RefSeq names its product Y+L amino acid transporter 2-like. Lineage: Eukaryota; Metazoa; Chordata; Aves; Passeriformes; Paridae. Bases 119 to 1642 code for a protein of 507 amino acids. Gene Ontology annotation, molecular function: L-amino acid transmembrane transporter activity. The record is from RefSeq and is a predicted model, not a curated record. Gene Ontology annotation, cellular component: membrane. The transcript is spliced from 10 exons. Gene Ontology annotation, biological process: amino acid transmembrane transport.